Messenger RNA from Lactuca saligna, 483 nucleotides. NCBI's taxonomy places the organism in Eukaryota, Viridiplantae, Streptophyta, Magnoliopsida, Asterales, Asteraceae. The record is from the annotation of a GenBank genome assembly.
AUGGGUCUUCUCCUAAAGUUAGACACUAGACCCUAUACACGAUAUGAAGCCGGAGCAACUGAUCCUAUACACGAUAUAAAGUCGAAGCAACUGGUUGAACAGAUCUCUAGCAAGCUUAAUAAAGACCAUGUUCAACCUCAAUAUGGUAGUAACGAUGAGGCUGUGAGAACAAGCCAACGGGAAAGGGUCGGACGGGAAGAACAAGAUUUUGGUUGCAAUGAGUUAAAGAGGAUGAACAAAGAAGAGAAUGUUCUAAUAUGGUGCCGACCAUAUACACAAUAUGACGCGGGAGCAAUUGAUCCUAUACACUAUAUGAAGUCGGAGCAACUGGUUGAACAGAUCUCUGGCAAGCUUAAUAAAGACCAUGUUCAAGCUCAAUAUGGUAGUAACGAUGAGGUUGUGAGAACAAGCCAACGGGAAAGGGUCGGACGGGAAGAACAGGAUUCUGGUUGCAAUGAGUUGAAGAGGAUGAACAAAGAAUAG